UUGCAGAGUCCCUCUGUGUUCACUCCCUUGUACGGUCUUUGUCGCAGAGGCCUUAGGAUUCUCAUUAAUGAACACACGAGAGUCUUGUUCGGAUACCACCGGCUUCCCGCUUCCUAAUUCAAAUCGGAUUUACUACUGAAACUCUUCAUUUUCCUCCCGUAUCUUGCAGCAUUAUAAUUUCUGGGUUUUCAGUUUUCGGACCUCGAAGACCCUCUAAAGAGACUGAGAGGUAUAUCCAAACAUGCCCCAAGAAACCAGCACUAACCCAGUUUUCAUAUCACCUUGCAAGAAUUUGAGAGGACUGAAGUCUUUGGCUUCAAACAACAAUGAUCUUUCAUACAGUGAAGAUAUUAAUGACUAUGAAUUGGCUCAAAGAAAAGCUGGAGAAGCAGCUUUAAGAAGAUACCAGGCAGCAGAAUGGCUGAGGCAGAUGGACCAAGGUGCAUCGGCAACCUUAUCGACAGAACCUUCAGAAGAAGAGUUCUGCCUCGCCCUUCGCAAUGGCCUCAUUCUCUGCAAUGUCCUCAACAAAGUCAAUCCUGGCGCUGUUCUUAAGGUUGUCGAAAAUCCAAUCAUGGCAAUUCAAUCAGCCGAGGGUGCAGCACAGUCUGCAAUUCAGUAUUUUGAGAACAUGAGGAACUUCCUUGUGGCUGUUAAAGCUAUGCAGCUCUUGACCUUUGAAGCAUCUGAUUUGGAAAAGGGAGGAUCAUCGAGUAAAGUUGUCGAUUGUAUUCUAUGUUUAAAAGGAUACUUCGAGUGGAAGCAGGUGGGUGGAAUCGGAGUUUGGAGAUACGGGGGAAUUGUAAAGAUCACAUCCUUCCCAAAGGAAUCGCCACCAUCCAUGGUUGGAAGUGAAACUACAUACGAGUCCAUUUCUGUUGAUGAAUCAGAAUCAUCACAAUACGAACAAUUUCUAGAGUUUCUUCAUCUUUCCGAGGAGAUCUCAAUCGAAGAAUCGAAGACUGCUAAUACUCUGGCUUUCCUUUUUGAUCAUUUCAGCCUUCGCCUAAUACAGGCUUUCCUUAAAGAAAGUAAUGGGAUUGAAGAGUUUCCUUUAAAUGCAAUGAUGAUAGAUACAUUGCUGAGCAAGGUAGUUAAGGACUUCUCUGCAUUACUUGCUUCUCAAGGCACCCAGUUAGGUUUGUUCUUGAAGAAAAUAUUGGCAAGUGAGUUCGGAUCUCUAUCGAAACCAGAAUUUGUAGAAGCUAUCUCUCGAUAUCUAGUGCAUAGAACUAGAGUGGUAUCAAGUGACUUCUCCAAAUUCUGUGUUUGUGAGGGGAAAUCCGGACGAACUUGGCAUGGAGUCAAGGACUCUCCAAAUCAUGCUCUUCUUACUGAUAUUCAGCAAAGACAGGAAGAAGUAAAGUUAUAUUUCCAAGAGACAAGACAAGAAGUUGAACAGAUUCAAUCAGAAUGGGAGGAAGAACUUAAAAGGCUAGAGCAUCAUAUCAAGGGCCUUGAAGUUGCAUCUUCUUCUUACCAGAAAAUUUUGGAAGAGAAUCGCUUGCUUUACAAUCAAGUCCAAGACCUUAAAGGAACAAUUAGAGUAUAUUGCAGAGUUAGACCCUUCUUACAAGGACAAUCGAAUGGACAAUCACAAUCGACUGUUGAUUACAUCGGAGAAAAUGGAAAUAUUAUGAUUGUUAAUCCUUUUAAGCGGGGCAAAGAUGCAAGAAAAAUUUUUACUUUCAACAAAGUUUUUGGACAAAACAGCUCACAAGAACAAAUAUACAUCGAUACUCAACCUUUGAUCCGGUCUGUUCUUGAUGGAUUCAAUGUCUGUAUCUUUGCAUAUGGGCAAACUGGCUCAGGAAAGACAUACACAAUGAGUGGCCCUGAUUUGAUGACCGAGAAGACAUGGGGUGUAAACUACAGAGCUCUGCGAGACCUAUUCCAGCUAUCGAAGGCAAGAAAAGAUAUCAUAAAGUAUGAAAUCGGGGUUCAAAUGAUCGAAAUAUACAAUGAACAAGUUAGAGAUCUAUUAGUCAGUGAUGGAUCAUCUAGAAGGUUAGAUAUUCGUAACAAUUCCCAACUUAAUGGCCUCAAUGUCCCUGAUGCAUGUCUAUUUCCAGUUUCCAAUAUCAAUGAUGUUCUUGAUUUGAUGAGAAUUGGCCAAAAGAAUCGUGCUGUGGGCGCUACAGCUCUCAACGAGCGUAGUAGUCGUUCUCAUAGUGUUUUGACAGUUCAUGUCCAAGGAAAAGAUUUAGUCUCUGGAUCAAUUCUCCGGGGCUGCCUGCAUUUAGUAGACCUUGCGGGUAGCGAGAGAGUGGAUAAAUCGGAGGCAGUUGGUGAGAGAUUAAAGGAAGCUCAACAUAUCAAUAGGUCACUAUCUGCUCUUGGAGAUGUCAUAUCUGCUCUAGCCCAGAAGAGUCCACAUGUUCCUUAUAGAAACAGCAAGCUUACUCAAGUAUUACAAGAUUCUUUAGGAGGGCAAGCUAAAACAUUAAUGUUCGUACAUAUAAAUCCCGAGCUCAAUGCCAUUGGAGAAACCAUUAGCACACUCAAGUUUGCUGAGAGAGUUGCUUCCAUUGAACUUGGAGCUGCAAAAUCUAAUAAAGAAACUGGCGAAAUACGUGAACUUAAAGAAGAGAUCUCGAAUCUCAAAUUGGCUUUGGAGAAGAAGGAAGCCGAAGUGGAACAAUGGAAAGCUGGAAAUGCUCGAAGCAACAUGACAGAAUCCCAAAAAUCAAGAGCAGUUUCACCUUUUCACAUGCCAAGAUACGGUACCGGUGUCAAUUUUAAGCCGGAAGCAAAUCAGCAGUCUAAUUAUGACAAUAAAGUCUCCGAGGCUAUGAGCUGCUCAUCAGGGAAGCAAAGAAGGUCAAGAUUUCCUUCUGCACUCACGGACAAGGACACAAUGUUAAAGUUGUCAAUUACAGCAGAGGAUAGAUUAGGGAGCUCUGGAAAGCCAAGGACACCCUCACCUCCAGUUAGGAGAUCAAUAUCUACCGAUAGAGGAGCCUUCGCCCGAGGCAGGAUCAAACCCGAAACAGUUGAAAACCAACCAAUCUCUAAAAUUCCAUUUCCGGCCAGAGUACCAGACAACAGAUCGAUCCCUGCAGUGCCAUCAGCAGAUACUAACUCUAGGCAGUAUUUGGCUUCACAAGAGCCUUCGAAGCAAGAUAAGUUCUCAGACACUUCCUACAACCUUCAAAAGACAAAACUUUACUCAGAACACCAAGAGGAGCAGUUUAGGCAAGUUCUUAAUAUAAGAGAAGGUGGCAUUAGAAAGAGCAAGCCUGUAGAGACCAAGGCUAAAGCUAAGCAUCAAAUAACAGGCAGGUUCCAGAGGUCUGAGAUGGGAAAUUCUUUGCUUUCUGAAAUUGAUGUUAGUGAAAAAAUAGACGAGCCAAGAAAGAGCGAAUCCUCUGAAGCGGAAAACGAGAAUUUUCUUCUUGGAUCAGGAUUGAAAGUGAAGAAGUUCCAAAAGAACUCUUCUAGAAAUUCUCAGAAUCUUGAGCCAAGGGGACCAAUGCAGAUGGGAGAAACUUUCUUCACAAGAAAACUCGAAAACAAGCUUACAAAUGGUAUAAUACAAAAGGAAGGUGGUGAUACAUCAGUGAAUUUUUUCACAGGGAAGCUUGAAACCAAGGUAUCAAAUGGUAUAAUCCACCCGCAAAAGGAAGGUGGUAACACAUCAAUGCCUGAAUUUAGGAGAAGCCGAUCAACGCCUCGCGGGAAGUUUUUUAUUUUGCCCUGAGAAUUUUACACAAUACAAUACUGAAAAUUGUUGCCUCGAAUACUUUAAAUUUUGUAUAGUGACAAUUUAAGUUCGAGUUCUGGGUUGCAUACUUUAUAAUGAUUUCUGAGAAUGUGUUAA
Carica papaya (papaya) is the source of this 3820-nucleotide messenger RNA. RefSeq names its product kinesin-like protein 1 (gene KP1). NCBI's taxonomy places the organism in Eukaryota, Viridiplantae, Streptophyta, Magnoliopsida, Brassicales, Caricaceae. Gene Ontology annotation, molecular function: ATP binding; microtubule binding; microtubule motor activity. Gene Ontology annotation, cellular component: microtubule cytoskeleton. Gene Ontology annotation, biological process: microtubule-based movement. The record is from RefSeq and is a predicted model, not a curated record.